Messenger RNA from Ostrea edulis (European flat oyster), 1357 nucleotides. RefSeq lists its product as uncharacterized. The coding region runs from base 294 to 1076 and encodes 260 amino acids. The record is from RefSeq and is a predicted model, not a curated record. Lineage: Eukaryota; Metazoa; Mollusca; Bivalvia; Ostreida; Ostreidae. The transcript is spliced from 4 exons.
UUCAUUUUUCUGUUGGUGAGAAAAGUGUGAUCAAUCGUUCGAAAGGUAAUGAUUUAGACCGAGAUGCACUCCACAGGCUACGUAUCAAGUCAACCAAAACGCAUGGACGCGGAUGUGAUUUAAGGAAAGGAAUGUAAAGAUUCUAUUGGUCUAUUCCGGGUGAGAAAGGUGCGGAGGCAUCAAAACAAAUCAUACUUGUGAGGUAUAUAAGUCAGAAUCUCAACGACAAGGGGUAUAGCAAAGUUUACAGAAGACUACCUGAGGCUUAUAAGAGUUCAAAAGCAACAGUGAAAAUGCAUAUGUCAUCAGUGGUCUUGGCCUUUUUGUUGGGCUGUGUCUGCCAAGGACUGGCAAAGGAAAAUCCGAUCAUUGAAGAUCAUCUUUUGAAACCUUUACCCACGGCCACGUUAUGGAGGAAACCCUGCUGCCCAAGACGUAACAGCAUGUCCAUUGAUCUCACGAGGGGGGUUUUCACAGGAAGUGUGCAAGGUGUAUCUACACCUACAUUUACAACCUCACCGUCAGCAAACAUGGAGUGUGGAGUAAUGGCUGAUCUCACAGCUAAAUUCCAAAACGUUUCUAACUGUCUGUCUGAUUGGCAACAGUGUGUUUCCUUCCCCACGUGUGGACAGCGCAUGCUCAGAAUCGACAUGUUUCUGGGAAAACGACGGAGGGGUUACAUGUUCAACGUGGGAGAUAGCCCUAGCAACGAUGGUUGGGGUGGCGAUUAUGGAGAUACGAAACAUGAUGCUGAAAUCAUGGGAUACUAUCCUAGGAUCUUGGGAUACAAGUCGGAUUUUUGCAAAACAGAGAAAACAGAAUGGCUAAACACCCUUUUGGCGCCAGGCGUUACACGAGUCACGAUGUUUGCGGCCAACAAUUACAUCAGGAUCAAGAAUGACCAGGGAUUUGAGAUGAAUGAAUGCCAUGAAUGCGGAUUUGCUCUCAAUGGACAGGACCCCAACGAUAGCGCCAACACUUUGUACAUGGCAUUCAACAACAUGAUCAGGGGAACUCACCGAAAUGGGUAUGGAGUGUGUCACGUCAGAAUCCGCUGGGAAUGCCCGAAUUGUUAGAGGAAUCUUGCGGUAAUAGCGGAGCUCCUAAGUGAAGGGAAAGACAAACAGCCAAAAACAAAUAAUCACCGAGUUUGUAUUUCACAGUCAGUGUUGUAUUCUUGCAAACAGUAAACAUUUAAAAUCAUAUUUGACAUGCAUUGUAUGAAAUAUUCAGCAAAAAAGAUGUCAGUUGUUUAUUUGGAAGAUAACUACAUAUGAGAUAAAGUAGUUAAUGAAAUGUGUUUUUGUAUUUGAAAUGUUACCCUCUCUAAUGCUUUGAAUAAAAAUUUGGAUGUUAA